AUUUUUCGCGCCAAUUCGUCCUCUCGUUAUAGAUGCAACCCUGGGCAAUCUCUCCCUCGUACAUCUGCUCUUUCUCUCUCUCUCUCUUUCCUCCCUCCGCUCUCCCCCCUCCUAUGUAUUAUCACACAUGCAAACUAUUCGGAUAAACAGCUGUCCUGUCUACCCGUUAACGAGCACGAUAUUGCAUUGUGGCGUUGUCAAUUUUCGUCGCCGAAUUAUAACCGGAUACUACGGACCGAUCGAGAUUUCGAGAAGCCCAAACGAUUUUCGCUCCAACGCAACCAAAACAAAAAUAUUAAAGAAAACGAUCGCCGAUGGUAGUUCGCGAAACAAACUUGCAGUGUGAACAGUUUUCGUGAUUUUGUGCUUCUAAGGAAGUCAAUGGCAGUGCACAGAGCCAAGAUUUAAGUUCCAAUGAACAAUCGGAUACGCUCAAAUAACGUGGAUGUCUGACAAUCAGAAAGAUGUCCGGUGAUUCAGGAUGGAACGCGGUCAUUCAUCAUCCUUCGGAAUUGGAAUUACAAAAUUGGAAUUGGGACGAGAAUGAUGAAGAGGGCGAGCGAGAAUUACCCUCUACUGUUGAUAUGGAUGCUAUAAAAGGUGGUGGUAGCUGGGAUCCUGCCACUGGAAGAAAUGAUACAGAUUCAGUUGAUUCGGAGGAAGAUUCAGACUCGGAUGAAGAUAGUUCGGGUGGAACUGAGGGAAGCUGUUCUUACUCCGAUUCAGAAUCUGAAAAUGAAAGCAGCGCGGAGGAAGGAUGUGCCGAAACAGGCUCAAACACGGAUUGUUCAUCAGAAAACAGCGAACAAACAUUUUCAAUAAGAGAAACAAAUUUUGAACAGGGUGCACUCAAAUUGAAAAUUAGCAUGAAAGCUCAAAAGAAGGAAGAAAUCGAUAAAUCAAAGUGCGAUAAAACGAGAAGAAGUGGUGCAAGAAACGUGAAAGGAGUUAAUAAUAGCGCGAAGAGCGGUGAAUACGAAACGGACGAUUCGAAUUCAUCGAGUGGGCCUGGUGUCCCGAAUUCGCAAGAACAAGUGCCUCAACAAGUACCAGCAGCCGCAACGACGACGACAACAACGACGGUAGUUCCGGCCGCGGCUCCGUCGCAGCAGCAACCGUUGCAAGAGAUUAAUCAGGAAGAUCUCGCGGCAAUAUUACCGGAUCAGGAACACGAAGAUGCGCCGUUCGACGGUUUCGAGGAUUCCGAAUCGGGUCGUUUGGUUUCAAAAGCUAUCGAGCGUAUGUCGCUCGGAGCCGAUUCAGACUCUAGCGAAGCAACGGACGCAAACCCCGUACCGGUUUAUUCCUCGACGUUGCUUCAACAGUUUGUCGAGAAAACGGCAUUGCUUUCGGAGCCAAGGAAACGACGCAGUAAACUUGUAAAAAAAGCAGCCGACACGGAAUAUGCUUGUGUCUCAAACGUAUCGCCAGAUUCGGGAAUCCAAUCGGUAGACAAUAGUCCGCUCCAUCUUGCAACCAGUCCAACGAGCCAAUUGGCAGCGUCUCAAUCUCCGCUUCAAACAGCAGCUGCACCAAAACCGGCUGUAAACGUUGACCGAGUUCUUUAUCCGCCGAAGCGUAAGCCCGGGAGACCAGCCAAGAUGGUAUCGACACAACCACGUGGCCCUGGCAGGCCGAGGUUACGUCCUGAAGUAGCCGAGAAAAUUGAAAAGAUCGAACGUAGCGAGCCUGUGAACAGUGUAAAGCCUAAAAAAUCCGAAACUAAUGAGAUCAAAAGCUCGAAAGUCAACAACGAAACGGCCAAAGUAUCGAACAUACAAUCGAGCAAAAAUCCAAAUGUACCCAAGAGCAAAAGAUUCAAAGACAAAAAACCCAUUCAGUCUGUCAAUAUCGAAACUGAUAAUACGACAAAAACAGACGAUAAAGCACGCUCGGAUACUCAAAAAGCUGAGGAUACAACGGAUUCCCGUACGGGAGGCGAACAAACUAGUAAAAAAUCUGGUCAAACGAGAGAGAAAGAAACGCUCGACCGAGAAAUUAAUAGAAAGAGCAAAACCGAUAAAUUAACUAAUUCGAACAAAGCUGCUACAACUGUUGUACAAAAAACGAGCAACCGUCGCGAACAACCGCAGCCCCAGGAUGAAAGAGGCAGUAGUAGCGGUCGUAAAAGCUCGAAAGAGAAUCGCCUUGAAACUACCACUUCCACUGCUACCUCGGUCAGUAAAAAAGUGUUGACAUCGAAAAAGUGUUUGCAAAUGACAAGCGGGCCGAGGAGAGUUUUAAAGGAAAAUAAGAGCAGUAAGAAAGCCGUUUGCAGAGAUUCGGAUACUAAUGUUGUCGGGGUACAAACGGUUAUUUCACUUCCAGUAGAAAAGCCACUAAAAUCAGAGAACGUCGAGGUCGACGCUCACAAGUCUGAAAAAACGUUGGAAACCGCACAAAAUAACCGUCAAAAGCAUCACCAUCACCAUCACCACCACCAUCAUCAUCACAAACACCGGAGACGCGUGGUCGUGCCUCCGAAACAACCGAUCAAAGUGAAUCCAAGCGUGACCGAAGAGUUGGAAAAAUUGAUCGAUGAGUUCGCACGAUCUUGUAACCUCGGUAGGAACAAUGCGAGUGUCGUUCAUUCCGAAUUACCGCAAAUAUUUCGAGUCAAAAAAAUGAUUAAAAAGCGGAAAGGUAGCGAUGUGAAUGCAAGCGAAGAGCAAAAGUUGAAAAGGCGCUUGAAGAAAGAAAAAUUGCCGGCAAACGGCGAUGCGAGAAGUAGUUUAAACAACAGCUCCAAUUCAAAUUCGAACGAGCAGAGAUUGCCAUUGAAGAAACGACAUUAUCACGUGUCGAGCCCUCACAGCUCGCAAAGUUCGAGCGCAAGUGGAAAUGAAAUUUGUUCGAACGAAGCGAACACCACGGACAAUCAUAUUGAGGAAGCGAUCGAAGCUACGAUCACGCGAUACAGUGAAAAUCUUGGUAACAGUAAUCAGCGGGAAAACGUUCCUGUAACACCGAAAAAACGCCAUAGAGAUACAGAAAUACCAUCCGUCGAGACGCACACGAGCGAGAGUUGCGAAUCUGCGGAUGAAAAACCAGCGAAUCGGCUCGAAAUACAGCCGAGAAGAAAGAAAAAGAUUGUCAAAGAUCUUCGAGUUACCGUUACGAAAUUGAACUCGGACAAUCACGGGAGCAACGACAAGAAUGAAAAAAGCGAUGGUCAUUUGAGAGAAAAGAGUCCGAAGUGUCAUUCCGAUAAAAGCCUCAAAGCCGAUAAAUCUGCGCCUGUCAAGUCGGACAAGACCGGCUUACCGGCUAAAUUGGAAAAAGGUACAACGGAAAGAUCCAUAAAAGUAGACAAAAUGAGUGGAGAAUCAGUGGAAAAACCGGAUGAAACCGAGGUCACGGUGGUGGAUAAUAAUCGAGAGAAAAACAGCGGAGAUUCUUGUGACUUACAAUCAACGAUUGUCAAGAUGCCUCCGUCAGAAACGAGGGAUAAAAAAGUCGAAGUUACUCCAGGCCUUUCGAGUCCUCUUAACCCUGUCGCUGCGACGAUAUCGACGAAGAAAAAAAUACGUCGUAGGAAACCGAUAAAUCGUACAGGUUUUCCGACUUUGAAGAAGAAAAAGAAGAAAAUAUUGCCCACGGAGACAGCCGAGAACAACGAGCACGACGCCGGGGAGUUGAAAUUGAUUCGACGGACCGACGUCGUCGUCGAAAAAAGUCUCGUGACGGAUAUCAAAAUCUCUAACGAAGACAAAAAUCUUUUGAUCGAGAGCGAGAUACAAGAGGUGCUGCCAAUCGUUAACGAAACAGUGAACGAACGUGCGAUCGAGAAACUUGUUGACAAAGCCGGUUACAAAGGAUUUGAUGAAUGUACCGAGUCGGUCGUUGAAGAAGUGUCGAUGAAUCAUUGCGAGAACACCGGGCACGCGCGCUCAGGUAAGCUACGAGUUCGCAAGGAUUUGGUCGAGUGCGAUGGAAGCAGACCGUGUGACAAAUUGUGCCCCGUCAAAUACGAGAAAAUACAAGAUUCCCGCAUGUACGACGAGAAUGCGACCCUCGAGGAGUCCCUCGAGCGUUACAACCAAAGUCAACGCGUAGGUGAGCUCAGCGUAGAGAAUGUGAAGAAGCUUGAUCGCGCGAGCAACGACGCUAACGUCAAACUCGAAAUCUCAGCGUGUCUAAACAACAAUCAUAAACGAAGAAGAGGCUCGAUCAGCCCUUGUAAUAUCACACUCAGGAAUAUAAAACGCUUGAGAAGCGCAGGCUACGACACUGAAAGCGAUGCGCUGCCGAGCAGCGACGUUGCCAGUGACGAAACCGAAAUCGGCAAACAAUUAGGCUCUUCGCAAAUCAAAAGAAAACAACCGAGAUGGAAAAAGCGCUAUCUCCAAGCUGGCCUUUUUUCUGAUUAUUACAAAGAAGACGAACCUCGAAAAGUAACCAGUACCGAAACUUCCGCUGGCAAAAACAAAAUGAUUUACGACAGCUCCGAACACCCACAUGGACUACUACCACCCCCUUAUCAUUGUGGCAAAUUUCUUCGACAGAGAAAAAUUCACUUUCAACUACCUUACGAUUUGUGGUGGCUACACACACAUUCGCGAUUGCCUGGAAGAGACUUGGUACCGUCUUGGAAUUAUCGAAAAAUACGAACAAAUAUUUACUUUGACGUAAAACCCACAACGCUUUAUGAGGCUCAGGCUUGCGAAUGCAAACCAGAAAGUGGCUGUGGCGACGAAUGCAUAAAUCGCAUGGUAUUCAGCGAAUGCUCGCCACAAUUUUGUCCUUGCAGUGAGAAGUGCAGAAAUCAAAAAAUCCAGAGGCACGAGUGGGCUCCGGGUUUGCAACGAUUUAUGACAGACUGCAAAGGGUGGGGCAUAAGAACUCAAGAUUCUAUAAAAAUGGGCGAUUUCAUUUUGGAAUACGUUGGAGAAGUUGUCUCGGAACGAGAAUUUAAAUCUCGAAUGGCUACAAGGUAUGCCAAUGACACGCAUCAUUAUUGUUUACACCUCGACGGAGGUUUGGUAAUCGAUGGGCAUCGCAUGGGUGGCGAUGGGCGUUUCGUUAAUCAUUCUUGUGAACCAAAUUGUGAGAUGCAGAAAUGGAGCGUUCACGGUUUGCCGCGAAUGGCUUUAUUCGCGUCAAGAAACAUCAGACCCGGCGAAGAGUUGACUUACGAUUACAACUUUGCACUUUUCAACCCUUCUGAAGGACAACAGUGUCGAUGUGGGAGCGAAGUUUGCCGAGGAGUCAUUGGUGGAAAGAGCCAGAGAGUAGCAAAAUGCUUGACAAUAACUCCAGCUCAGGUGGACUCGACAGAAAGAAGAUCGGUAGGACGCCCGCGAAAGAACAUUCGCAAAUCAAUAAUUGUGCAAUCGUCGAAUUCGAAAGGAUUGUGUAAAACUCGAAAGAUCGGUGAUUCGAUGAUUAUUCACGUACCCUCGGUAAAGCCGAUGUCCCAUCAACAACGUUGUUUCGCACAGCAGCAUCAUUGUUUCUUACUGAGGAAUUUGGAAAAAGUUCGGCGUCUGAAAGCUCCGACGAGCAACAACGUUCAAGCUCAAACUGGCAAAGGAAAGGAGAAGCUGGUACAAGCGACAAAAGAAAAGAAUCUCGUCGAUUCGAAGACUCAGUCCGACGUGUUUUACUCACAAUUGACAGCAUUGAACAACGUCACUUGUCGUACUGUUAGAACUCGCAGACUUGCGCAGGCGCAAGAUGAUCCGGAAGUUAAUAAGACUGCAAAAUUGGCCAAAGUACUGAAGGGUUUGUACAACGUAGUUGCAACUGCGAACGAUGAGAAUGGCCAAUUAUUAUGUACUCCAUUUAUAACUUUACCACCAAAACGGAAAUUGCCGGAAUACUAUGAGAAAAUAGUCGACCCUAUUGAUCUGACAAUGAUCGAACAAGCUGUCAGCACUGGCCAAUAUAAAUUGGCGGAACAAUUUGAUCAGGAUAUGAUCAAACUCUUCGACAACAAUGUCAAAUUUUUUGGUCGAACUUCCGAACUGGGUAUCGCAGCUGCUCGACUCAGGAAAUUGUAUCUCGGGAGCAAAGCUGAUUUCAUCGAUGCUAUCACGGAAGCUACUGGGUCACCACCUGCUCAAGGCUUUUUACCUCCCCAGGGCUCCACCGCCGGUGAAGAAGACGUUAUUCGAUGUAUAUGUGGGCUUCACAGGGACGAAGGUCUCAUGAUUCAAUGUGAGCGUUGUCUCGUAUGGCAACACUGUGAUUGUGUGAAAGCGGACACAAGUGCAGAAUCAUAUCUCUGUGAGAGAUGUCAGCCACGUGAGGUCGAUUUAGAAAUUCCACUCGAAGGCGAAGAAGAGGAAGAAGGCAAAAAACAGUUUGUUACUUUGCUACGAGGCGAUUUACAACUUCGACAGGGUGACACGGUUUAUGUUCUUCGCGACACACCUGAAAAGCACACGUACAAAACUAUACAAAAGCCCGACUACGAAGAGAUGGACAUUUUCCGAAUCGAACGCUUGUGGAAAAAUGAGCAGGGCGAACGUUUUGUUUUUGGUCAUCAUUAUCUACGACCCCACGAAACUUAUCACGAGCCAACAAGAAAAUUUUACGAAAACGAGGUCGUUUGUGCUCCUCUUUACGAGGCCGUACCCUGCGAUCUCGUGGCUGAACGUUGCUGGGUUCUCGAUCCAAACACCUACUGCAAAGGACGUCCGGUAGGCUCGACGCCGGAACACACGUACGUUUGUGAGUACAGAGUCGACCGGGCAGCAAGGCUUUUUACCAAAGUAGCCAGGGCUCGUCACCAAGUUUGCGUAAAACCAUACGCUUUUGAAGUCUUCCCAGAGCGCAUCAAGCACUACAGAACGUACUUGCCUCACAGCUUAGAAGGCAUAGAAUCCGCUGGUACCAGCAAAGUGUCAAAAGAUAAGAAAAAAACGACUCACCAGGAAACAGAAAAUAAUUCUCAAAAUGAAGUAACAGAAACGACUAAGUUCAAUGGCAAGGAACAAACUAAAUCAUUCAGCAACCGAACACGACAAAGAUCCUGCGACGCAAGUGUUGUCACUACUUUUGCAAUGUCUGCUGCUCAGAAGGAUGCACAACAAAAACGAUUGAACAAUAUUCUGUUGAAUCUCCUUCAAAGAAUGCCGAACAAGAAGGAUCCCCUCGAUCUUUCGUUUUUGUUGGAUCGUAACAGGCGAAACCGGAAAAGAGCAGGAAAUUCGAAUCCGUGACAGUGGAUGACGUGACGUCGGUGACAUUGCCCAUAAUGCUAGAAUAACUUAUUGAAAACGUUGAAAAAAAACAGUGAACAAAAAAGGAGAAGCGCACGAAAAUAUUCCAAGAAUCAAGACGAGCGAAACUGUAACUCCUUCAUUUGUCCUGAUAGAAGCAAAGAGAGCAACUGAAAAUGACACGUAACUGUUGUGAUACUUAUCGUCACUCAGACAGUUCGAUGUCGGAUUUGGUGAAACAAGUCCUGUGCUUGAUGAACAAACAAGAAAGAAUACGAUAUGAGAAAAAGCCUCCGAGAACAUUUCUUAUUCGCUUGAAAAGAAAAGGCAUGCGAUGUAUUUUUAUCUUUACUCUACGGCCUGAUCCCACGCGAAUAGAAAACUGGAGGUUAAAAACAAUGAAAAUUCGCGUACAGGUGAAGCUGUAACGUAAGAAUAAUAUUGAUGGAAGAGGAAAAAGAAAAUAAUGGAGAAAAAACAGCAAAGUUUUUUCGAGUGGUCAGUAUCAUUACGCUGUAUCAUAUAUAUUAAUUGUAAGUACAUUAUUUCAUGUACGUAACCGAUAUGAUAAUUAGAUUUUUCAAAACAUCCCGUCCAUUCAGCUUAUAGCUUUUACCAGAUGUUUAUAGCCGUUAAUAUUUAUCUCGGAGCGAUACGCAUCAAGUUUGUUCCGUUGUAAUACUCCAACGUAAAAAAAAAAGUAGUGGGGAAAAAACAGCGUUUCGAGAAAAACUCGAGGAAAGCGCGCAUUUAAAUAAUCGUCUCGAGAAAAUCUCGCCUUUCUUACCAAUAGCUGGAAAGAUAAUUCUGUGAAUAUAUAUCGAGGGUUUUAAGGAUGAUUCGAAGGGAUAUUUAUCUAGAAAACUUUGCUCGAAUAUGAAAAUCAAACUCAUGAAAAUUCGAUGUAUAACAAAAACAUUUUUCUCUUCUUCUCGGAUUACUGUCGAAGCAUGGCCUCCUUCAUUUCGUUAAGAAACGAAAAAUUAGAUUUGGGAAAAAAAACUUAACAUGAAUUGGGAAAGUGUACAAAAAAGUUGUAUAAAUUGACUCUUUAAUUUUUAUCAGACCAAAACGUUGUUGAGCCAGAAAGUUGAUUGUACAAAUUUAUAAAAAAAAAAAAAAAAAAAAUUGGUAAAAAAAAACCCGCAAUGUGGUUGCGAAUAGAGCUUUGUUGCACAAAAGGAAUAUUAUAUUUUUAAUAACCCAAGCCUCCCGCCCCCGGUGUUAUUGGGAUCGUAAUUGUAAAGUAGCAUACUAAAAUUAUGAUUAAUCUGCCGACAUAUUUAAAUUAUUAUUAUUUUUAUUAUUGUUUUAUGAAAACAUCCUUACAGAAACACUUUAUUCUCGACUGUAAAUACCAACAUAUAAAUCCAGGCAUAAAUAUUUAUUAAUUAACAUUAAACGCGAAAACGUGGGUAUUCAUAAUUUUUAUUUGUAAUAAUAGUAUUUACUUGAUGAUUUUUUUCGGCGGUCGCCUCAAAGAAGAAUCAUUUUUAAUAUAUAACGCAACGUUGAGAAAUUUUUUUUAUUCAUUGUCUUUGUGUUUGUUGAAUCUAAUAUUUUAAUCGAUAUGUUCCUUCUGUGGCUAUUUUAUUUUUAUUUAUAAUAUUUGGCAACAGAAAAAAAACUCCAAUAAAAACGACGUAUCUAAGUUCGGGUAUUUCUAUGCCAGGUUGAACCGUUGAUCGGCUUUUAUAUAAUAUAAAAAAAAAAAGCAAAAACGAAGAAAAAACGAAAACACGCUUGGAAUAUUGUCAGUCUCUCCCGUUUUAAGUAGUAGUCAUUCGAUGCUUAGUUGGUAUUUUCGGAAAAUUAUUAAUUUAUUACAUGUAAUACUUUGCCAUUAUAAUCUCUUUGUAUAGUAUUGAUUAACGACGUUUAUUAUUGCGAAGAUAUAACAGGAUAAAUCACACGACGAUCCAUGCACGGAAACGAACAUGAUUUUCUUGUUUUUAUUAUUUUUUCUUUUUUAAUUGUGCUUCUAUUGGCGUUAUUACACGGUGUCACAAUUUUAUAAAAAACUGUAUUGUCACCGUAUCAGAUUGAAAUGAAAUGUUUUGAUUUUGUUUUUUGAGCUUUGAGCCCUUAGACUGAGCUGUUUAAGAUUUUUUCGUCUGAUACGUCAGAAAUUGUAUUUUUUUUUUUUAUUUCCUUUUCUUUUUCCGUUAACCGCCUUCACACGAUCAAUGAAAGAUGCUAAUUUAAGUGAUUAUAUACAAACUACAAUGUAUUAAUUUCUGAUGAACAUAAACUAAUAUACGUUAAAGACUACGUCCUUGCACUAUAAA
Molecule: messenger RNA, 9454 nt
Organism: Venturia canescens
Lineage: Eukaryota; Metazoa; Arthropoda; Insecta; Hymenoptera; Ichneumonidae
Gene: ash1
Product: histone-lysine N-methyltransferase ash1
Exons: 14
Coding region: 465-7166 (2233 amino acids)
Biological process (GO): regulation of DNA-templated transcription
Cellular component (GO): nucleus; nucleoplasm
Molecular function (GO): chromatin binding; histone H3K4 methyltransferase activity; protein binding
Source: RefSeq, a predicted model, not a curated record